GGAUGUAAAGAGAAAGAAAAGAUACCAUCCAUGGUACCACGGCACGUCACAUGGUAUUUGGCUUGGCUUCUCCGCCGGCAUUUGAUAUAAGAUUUACGUCCUGCCGCUUUGGCUCCAUAUUUCCUGCAGCAUCCUGGAGUUUCUCCCACUUCUCAGAUGGAUCUUCUCAAGAGCAUGUUUGUACUCAUGUUGGUGGCUUUUCUUGGCUGCUUCAAUGGAGAGUGCAAGCUUCUUGAUGAGUGCUCUUCAGACAGUGAUUGUGAAGCUGGAUUGUAUUGCUUCUCCUGCUCCCAAGGGUUCUCAGGUUCAAGGUGUGUUCGGUCAGCAAUCACAGACCAAUUCAAGUUAUUGAAUAACUCAUUGCCUUUCAAUAAGUAUGCAUAUCUCACCACACACAACUCUUUUGCAAUUGAUGGGGAACCAUCUCAUACUGGAGUUCCGCGAGUAACUAUCACAAACCAAGAGGACACUGUUACCCAGCAAUUAAAUAAUGGUGUCCGAGCCCUGAUGCUGGAUACUUAUGACUUAAAAGAUGAUGUGUGGUUGUGCCACUCAAGUGGAGGGAAAUGCUAUGACAUAACAGCAUUCGAACCAGCCAUUGAUACUAUGAAGGAGAUUGAAGCGUUCCUAUCUACAAAUCCUUCUGAGAUUGUCACAUUGAUCUUAGAAGAUUAUGUUCAGGCUCCAAAUGGAUUAACAAAGGUCUUCAAUGAAUCAGGUUUGUUAGAGUACUGGUUUCCAGUCUCAAACAUGCCCCAGAAUGGUGAGGACUGGCCCCUUGUACGUGACAUGGUUUCUAACAACCACCGCCUUAUCGUCUUCACAUCUAUCAAAUCCAAACAAGAUACAGAAGGGAUUGCCUAUCAAUGGAACUACAUGGUUGAAAACCAGUAUGGUGACGGUGGGAUGAAAGCUGGGACAUGCUUUAACCGGGCUGAGUCUUCAACUCUCAGUGAUACAAGCAAAUCUCUAGUUCUAGUGAACUAUUUUCGAACAAUACCAGAUAAGUCAAGAACAUGCGUAGAUAAUUCAGCAGACCUUAUUAACAUGCUCCACACAUGUUAUGGUGCUACUGGUAAUCGAUGGGCUAAUUUUGUGGCUGUCAACUACUACAAGAGGAGUGAGGGAGGGGGAGCAUUUCAGGCGACAGACAUGCUUAAUGGGAGGCUGUUGUGUGGUUGUGAUGAUGUCCAUUCUUGCACUCCUGGGUCUACUUCUGGAGCAUGCACUCCUCCAUAACAGUGAUGGUGGAACAACUCCUUGGAAGAUUAAGGCAUUCCUGGUCGCAAGUACCCCAUGAAUGGCAAAUUAGCACAGCUUCUAAUGAUAAUGCCUUCAAGCUGUGUCUGCAAUAUGUAACUCCUUCAAAGCAUUAUUCCAAAAAGUUACGGCAGCAGGAGGAUAUCAUUGGGAGCCUGCAAUAUGUAACAGGCUGGUGAUAAUUAGAGAUAGUGAAAAUUUCUGCCUGAUGAACAGGUGUGA
Messenger RNA from Elaeis guineensis (African oil palm), 1482 nucleotides. Its product is annotated as PI-PLC X domain-containing protein At5g67130. Gene Ontology annotation, biological process: lipid metabolic process. Gene Ontology annotation, molecular function: phosphoric diester hydrolase activity. The record is from RefSeq and is a predicted model, not a curated record. Lineage: Eukaryota; Viridiplantae; Streptophyta; Magnoliopsida; Arecales; Arecaceae.